Molecule: messenger RNA, 2041 nt
Organism: Athalia rosae (coleseed sawfly)
Lineage: Eukaryota; Metazoa; Arthropoda; Insecta; Hymenoptera; Athaliidae
Product: solute carrier family 25 member 45
Exons: 3
Coding region: 374-748 (124 amino acids)
Biological process (GO): mitochondrial L-ornithine transmembrane transport
Cellular component (GO): mitochondrion
Molecular function (GO): high-affinity L-arginine transmembrane transporter activity
Source: RefSeq, a predicted model, not a curated record
CCGAAAUGGUGAAGCUGGGUUGCAUUUGUUGGCAUUCUGAUGGUUUCUCUCGUUCACCUCCACGCGCGAAUGACGUUUGUAGGCAACCCCCAGAUCAGGGAAAAUCAAGAGAAUCCAUUUAUUCCCUGUCGCUUCGACUUUGUUUAACAAAAAUAGGCUUAAAAUAGCAAAACAACCCUAAAAGACUUAUCCAUAUUAUUCAGCGAACGGCUCACUCUAAAUAAUCUCGAUGGGGAGCCGGUAAGAUUCCUUUACUCAAACUUCAGCCACAAAUUGUUAGUUAAAACGAUGCAGGAUAACCUACGACACAGAAUAACCGAAUGUAUUAGUCAUCCUGCAAUGCUAAUUAAACGAACUGGUAAUCGCUUUAGGAAUGAUUGGACUGGUAGUCGGUCAUCCAAUGGAUACAGUCAAGACCAACCAACAGAUGAUGAGCAAAAAAGUGACCAAUACACAAAUAGCGAUAGAUAUGUUCAAAAAGGAAGGGGUCCAUGGAUUUUAUAAAGGAAUGUUGUUUCCACUGCUAUGCUCCGGUACCUUAAAUUCAGUAUUCUUUGGAAUUUAUGCCUAUUGCGUGAAAAAUAUGCAGGAACUACGAGGUCACCCCCCUAAUUGGAAUUUACCAACAACUUCGGGGUGGUAUCUGGAUACAUUUUUGGGUGGCUGUGUAGGUGGACUAGUUCAAGUCGUCAUCUCCUGUCCCAGUGAGGUUGUCAAAGUUCGUCUUCAAUCCGGAAAAGUUAUCUAAUUCAAUUAUGCAAUACCAGUAACCACGCGUGCCACUAACUGGAAAAAGAUUUAAAUUGUAAAUACUUUCAUCUAAGAAUACAGGACACUUAAUCCGAUAUUUGGACUAUUGAUAUCCCGUUAUUUUGUAGUCGCCGGUACUGCUCUGAUUGCAACAUCUCAGCUUGUCCUGUUCAUAUCUAUAAAUGACAAUAAUCAUGAAAAAGAAUCACAAUUACUCAGAAAUAACGAAUCCCGUUAUGAUUUUCAGAAAGCAAAAUACCACUUCUUACAAUUUUCAGCUUCAAUUCUUAGUUAUUAGUUUCCUAAGUUACACCUGAACAUUUUCAUAUCCAGUUGAUUCAUUGCGUGGGCGCUCUGUACUUUCCACUAGUUAAUAGAUUAUCAUUCUUACAGGAAUAAUCAAGUCAGGAAGUAGACAAAACCUGAAACAAAGACCAGGAGCUUUAGCGACAACUUUAGAUAUCUACAGAAAAAAUGGCAUACGCGCACUUUAUGCAGGAUUAGUACCCAUGCUAUGGAGGUCAGUUCAAGAAACCAGAAAGUAGCCUCAGAUAGCAGCUGUCAGAGGUCUUUAAUUAACAUUACGACAGCAUAGUUAUAAAUAGGAUACAUUCUUCAAUAUUUCUAUUGCAUUAACAAAUUCAAUUCGUGACAAAGAUGAACAUGCGAUAAAAAGUUCUCUGUCAUUGAUCGAGAUAAUUCAUCACUUAAAAGUUACUCUCCUUUCCAAUAACGUUUGAUAGGCAUAGUCACUGUGAAUCAACGUUUGGUAUCGGUUAAACCUAGAGUUCGUUAUUAUUCUAUAUAAAAAUCUGAUUGUUUCAACAAGGGAUGUAUUGGGAAGUGGGCUUUACAUAUGGUCGUACCAAUGGAUGCGCUUUAAUUUCCACGGACGCUUAGAUCUGAACCCGGGGCCGUUUGAAACGCUCGUGGCUGGUGGAAUUGCAGGUGAACAUUAGCUCGAUAGCGUUACGUUUAUAAACGAGUCAUUGAGAUUGCCAAAAUAACGGAUUUUACAAAGUCAAAAUCACCCAGGUGUAUUAUCGUGGAUGCCGAUAGUGCCCCUGGAUACAAUUAAGUCCCGAAUUCAAGCUGAUGAUUUGAGGAAUCCGUUUUACAAAGGUACCCUCCACUGCGGUACUCUUUUGCUCAAAGAAGGUGGUUUCAUCAAUUUUUACAAAGGAUUUAUAAUGAUUGCUUUACGAUCUUUCCUGGUGAACGCAGCUACUUUUUAUGCUUACGAAAGUAUGAUUGACUGCUGGAAAUACUUAUGAAUAAAACCAUUUAAUUA